Heteronotia binoei (common prickly gecko) is the source of this 2838-nucleotide messenger RNA. RefSeq names its product RAS protein activator like 3 (gene RASAL3). NCBI's taxonomy places the organism in Eukaryota, Metazoa, Chordata, Lepidosauria, Squamata, Gekkonidae. The record is from RefSeq and is a predicted model, not a curated record. Gene Ontology annotation, biological process: regulation of GTPase activity. The transcript has 17 exons.
AUGGAGGCCUCUUACAAGUCGAGGCCCGGGAAAGAAGCUCCCUCCUUGUUGAGCUCCUACAGGUGGCAGAUGGUCCCCCACAACGGGGAGAAGGUGCCAAAGUUUGCCCCGAGUCCAGCAUCCGGGCGCAGAGGCAAACCGCAGAGAUGGAGGCGCGCACAAAGCCAGACGGAGAGUGAGUUUUCUGAGCCCAGCAGUGAGCGGAAAGUGCCCGCAGCAACGUCCUCCCCAGAUGGCCGAGCUGCUGCCAAGAGGUCGGUCUUCCAGAGGGCUUUCUCUACCCCUGCCAAGAUGCCCAAAGCCCAGGAAGGAGGUGGUGGUGGCAGCAAGCUGAACCUACGGAAGUAUCUGCGCUCCAUGUCCCACUGGAAGCACCAGGAAGCUGUGCCCCAGGAAGCAAGGCCAGGGGGGGAUUCUGCUGCCCAGCCGCCUCCGCCAGCUCUGGGGACUCCUCCUGAGGCCGCCCUCUGGGAUGUGGCCGACAUCUCUCUGCUGGACCGACAGCUGCUGUUCCUGGGCAGAGAUGAGGCGAGUCUGCUCCAGAGCCGGGAACGAACCAGCAGUUCUGUUUCAGAGUCGAGUUCUGUGUACCCAGUUCUGCAUGGCCAGAUGACCUAUGCAGCUAAAGAGCAAAGCCUCUUGGACAGAAGGGGCUUCCCUGGCCGAAGGCUGCCUCCAGAGGCUUCCUCCUCUGGCCCCCAGCUCAGCAGUGUGAAGGGCCUGCUGUGGCGCCGGAGGCGUCUCCGAGACCGGAAGGAGCGGACUUCAGCCAGGACUGACCCCUCGGCCGGACUUGCUGCCAGUGGCCCCAGGUAGACGGGGUGUGCCCUGCCUGCCCCAGAGCACCUCCUGCUGGACCUGAGCCACGAGAAGGACGUCCUCAUCCGCCCUCUUCACAGCAGCCUUCUGGGGAAGCAGCACUGCUUUGAGGUGCUGAGCCCUGAACAACGCCGCUGCUUCUCUUGUUCAUCUGCCGCUGAGAGGAACCGCUGGAUGGAGGACUUGCGCAGAGCUCUCCAGCCCAGUAAGGACAACUGUGAGUGGAUGGAGCACAUGUUGAGCCUUUGGGUGUACGAGGCCCGGGCCCUGGCUCCCGGGACGCCCUGCUUCUGCGAGCUGCGCCUGGAUGGGGCCCUGUAUGCUCGCACCACCACCAAGCCAGCCAGCCCUGCUGGAGGGGUCUUCUGGGGCGAGCACUUUGACCUGAGGUCUCUGCCACAAGCUCUGCAGCUGCAAGUCUGCCUGGUGCAGGAGGAGGAAGGGCUGAGGCCCAAGGGCAGCACCAUCGCCAGUGUGGUCGUCCCCCUCAGCGACUUCGCUGCCACGCGCCAGCCCCUGGAGAAAUGGUACCCCCUGGGCAGGGGCAAUCCCGGCACGCCUGCACUCCGCCUUCGAGGGCGCUACUGCAGCACCCGCGUUCUGCCCAUCGUGCAGUACAAAGAGUUUGCUGAGUACCUGACUUUCCACUACCGAGAGCUGUGUGCUGCCUUGGAGCCCUCCCUCAGUGCGAGGGACAAGGAGGAGCUGGCGGGGGCCCUAGUGCGCAUCUUGCAGAGCACUGGCAAGGCCAAGGCCUUUCUCAUUGACCUGGGCAUUGCAGAAUUGGAUCGUUUCGAUGAGCGGGAAGCCUUGAUCUUCCGUGAGAACACGCUGGCCACCAAGGCCAUCGAUGAAUACAUGAAGCUGGUGGGGGGCCCAUACCUGCUGGCCACACUGAGUGACUUUGUAGCCCACCUGUACUCUUUGAAGAGCAGCUGCGAAGUGGACCCCAGCAAAUGUCCACUCAGUGAGCUGGCUGACAACCGCUCCACCCUGCAGCGGCUCUGUGAAGAGGUCUUCCGGAGGAUUGAGGGGUCCACCCACUGUUUCCCAGCGGAGCUCAGCGAGGUCUUUGCCGCCUGGCAGGAGGAGUGCCAGGCUCGGGGCAAGGCUGGCCUUGGCCGGCGGCUCAUCUCCGCCUCCCUCUUCUUGCGCUUCCUGUGCCCAGCCAUCAUGUCGCCCAGCCUCUUCAGCCUCACUCAGGAAUACCCAGGGGAUGCCACUUCUCGCACCCUCAUCUUGGUGGCCAAGGUCACCCAGAACCUGGCCAAUGUCACCACGUUUGGGGAGAAGGAGGCCUACAUGAGCUUCAUGAAUGACUUCCUGCAGUGCCACUCAGACGCCAUGGCAGCAUUCCUCAGCCGGGUCGCCUCGAGUCCUUCCAACGCCAUCCCCUUCGCAGACUACGGGGAGUCCACUGACCUGGCCCUGGAGUUCUCCAUCCUUCACGCCCUGCUCUGGGACAUCUUCUCCAGCCUGGAAGAGGGGACCCGGGAGAGCCUGCAGCCUCUGCCCACCAUCCUGGGUGCCAUCCAGAAGGGAACGCCAGUGCCCGUUUCUGUGCAGCUGGGCCCCAGCGCAGGGCAAAGGAGAUGGAUGGGAGAGAUGCGGAGUGAGCUGACCUCAGCCAAGGAGAAGCAGCGGCUUUGUGAGGAGCAGGUGGAGAGGCUGGCUGCCCAGAAUCGAGGCCUCAUGGAGGUGCAGGCCCAGCUUCAGGAGCAAGGAGAGGUGCUCUGCAAGAGGCUGGAAGACACAGAGAGCUGCUUGGCACAGCUCAAGAGCAGACUGUCAGCUGUGGAGAGCAGCUGGAAGAAGGACCGAGGGACACUCCAAAGCACUGAAGAAAGGGCCCAAGAGCUGGAGCAUCGCUUGGCCCGAAUGGAAAGUGACCACGACCAGCUUCUCCAGGCAGUCCGACAGAUGCUGGGGUGCCAAGGGAAGCGACCCCAUUCACUGCAGCAGCGCCCGCUCUCAGGGCCGGUGUGGGUGAACAGGGGUACUGAUGGGAAUGAGGCCUAG